Messenger RNA from Vigna unguiculata (cowpea), 921 nucleotides. RefSeq names its product vacuolar iron transporter homolog 4 pseudogene. NCBI's taxonomy places the organism in Eukaryota, Viridiplantae, Streptophyta, Magnoliopsida, Fabales, Fabaceae. The record is from RefSeq and is a predicted model, not a curated record.
UUAAAAGUGUCGAACCAGGAAGUGGAAGAAGAGAGAGACGAAGAGGGAAAGGGUUUGGACUAUGCGAAGAGGGCACAGUGGGUGAGAGCUGGUGUUUUGGGUGCGAGCGAUGGUUUGGUGUCAACGGCAGCCCUGAUGAUGGGAGUGGGGGGUGUGGAAAGGGAUGAUCAGAGCAUGAUUCUGUCUGGAGUGGCAGGGUUGGUGGCUGGGGCUUGCAGCAUGGCCAUUGGAGAGUUUGUUUCGGUCUCUUCACAGUAUGAUAUUGAGUUGGCUCAGCUGAAAAGAGAGGGAAACAUGGAUCAGAAGCAUAAACUCCCAAACCCUUAUUCUGCUGCUUUUGCCUCAGCCCUUGCCUUUUCUCUUGGUGCAGGGGUGCCACUACUUGCUUCCGCCUCUGUGAGUAGUCACAGGAUUAGGAUGGCGGUGUUAGCGGGUGUGGUGACCCUUACCUUGAUUGUGUUUGGAGCUUUGAGUGGCUGCUUAGGGAAAGUUUCGAGGGUGAAGUUCAUUUGUAGGAUUCUGAUUGGAGGAUGGAUGGCCAUGGCAGUUACCUUUGGUUUAACAAAGCUUGUAAAUGAUUUUGGAAUAUUACUAACAUGAUUUACAUCACCUUUAUGCCUAACUAGCUACAUCUUCAUACUUACUUUCUUUCUUCUUCUCUAUGUGUAAGCCACACUGGUUCAAGCAUCCAAGAAGUGAUGUUCAACAUCCACCACAAAUUUCAGUUGCAUUCAUAUUUGUUAGGAGUUGGGUUUCUUCUGUUUUACUAGUUCCCUUUGCCUUUCGCUACCUUGUAUUACACUGUGUGUAUUUCUAUUAUAAUAAGAUUCUCCAUGCAAAGUAACAUUGACUGGGCUUUCUCUCAAACACCUUCCGUGCAAGUUUUACUCUCUUUUCUUAUGACUUGCAUAUCACCCACAA